Molecule: messenger RNA, 3377 nt
Organism: Cyprinodon tularosa
Lineage: Eukaryota; Metazoa; Chordata; Actinopteri; Cyprinodontiformes; Cyprinodontidae
Product: YTH domain-containing family protein 1-like
Exons: 6
Coding region: 291-2129 (612 amino acids)
Biological process (GO): mRNA destabilization
Cellular component (GO): cytoplasm
Molecular function (GO): N6-methyladenosine-containing RNA reader activity; mRNA binding
Source: RefSeq, a predicted model, not a curated record
UUUCCGCUUUCUAGCCACUGGAAGAAGCUGCUGUUUUAGGGGCCAAAUGAGCUGCGAGGCCACAGUAGCUGGUCAGAUUUAGCUUUGAGUCGCCUUGGAGCGAACUGAAGCCCGGCUGGAUUAAUGUGGACAGGGCGGUGCGACCUGCCAGCAGGGCCACAACCAGCGCAGACCAGCGUAGUCAACAGUCCGGCUAACAGCUGCUGCUAGCAAGACAGAGAAAAAGCUCCUUAGCUCUCAAACCGCUCGACCUGUCCGGGCUUUAAUCUAAUAAAACACCUGGUGGAUGAAUGAUGUCUGCCGCUAGCAUUGACCCUCAGACAUCGAAAGGACAAGAUGCAAGCAAAGCCUUUCCAGUUUCAGUGCAGAAUGGUUCCCUCCACCAGAAGGACUCUGUGCAUGAUAAUGACUUUGAGCCGUAUCUCACUAGCCAGUCCAGUCAGAAUAACAGCUAUCAAUCCAUGACGGACCCUUACCUCUCCAGCUACUAUGCCCCCUCUAUUGGAUUUCCUUACCCUGUCAAUGAGGCUCCUUGGUCUACAGGAGGUGACCCACCGAUUCCUUACCUGGCCCCCUAUGCCCCCCUCAGUAAUGGAGACCACCACUUCAUGCCCGACACAGUGUUUGGGCAGCCUGGUGGGCUCAGCAGCAGCAUUUACCCUCACAGGUUUAAUUUUUUCCCAGAGAACCCAGCGUUCUCAGCCUGGGGCACCAGUGGCUCUCAGGGCCAGCAGACUCAGAGCUCAGCCUACGGGGGAAGCUACAGCUACCCUCCUAGCUCUUUGGGGGGCACAUUAAUCCCUGAUGGCCAGACAGGUUUCCAUAGCGACACCCUUAGCAAAGCUCCAGGCAUGAACAGCCUGGAGCAGGGCAUGCUGGGGCUAAAAAUAGGGGGCGAUGUGACCGGAAGUGGCUCAGGUGUGAAGAGCGCAGCCUCUGUGAUAGGUGGCGGUGUGGCUGCAGCUGUUGCUGCGGGCAACAGCGGCACACCAGUAGGAAUGCCCCCACAGAAGCCCACGUCGUGGGCGGCUAUUGCCAGUAAACCUGCCAAGCAGCAGCAGCAAAAGGCGAAGAACAAGCCUGGAAUCCCUCUUGCUGCAGGAGUGCUGCCUCCACCUCCCAUCAAACACAGUAUGGACAUCGAUACAUGGGAUAAUAAAGCCACCGCUGCCAAGAUGGGCCCACUGUUAUCCCACCACCAUCAGCAGCACCCACCCCAUCUUCACUCCCAUACUGCCAGCCUCAUACCCCCUCUACAUCAGUCCCUGCAGUCUGUCCAGUCCCUCGUACAGCAGAUGACCAUGCCAGCUCACCCACCAGGUCCUCCGCAGUCUUACCAGAACCACAACCAAGCUCCAGCACCCCAAACAAGAUGGGUGGCGCCACGAAACCGCAAUCUCUGCUACAGUGGCGGAAGCCUGGACAGCAGCGGCUCCUCCAACGGCGGUGGCAGCGUAGGGAACGGAGGGGUGGCGGGAUUUAUUCCUGCCGAUCCGGGAUCAGAGCCCCAUCCCCUUCUGGAGAAGCUGCGAGCGGCGCACAGCUACAACCCCAAGGACUUUGACUGGAACCUAAAGAACGGCCGCGUGUUCAUCAUCAAGAGCUACUCCGAGGACGACAUCCACCGCUCCAUCAAGUACUCCAUCUGGUGCAGCACGGAGCAUGGGAACAAGCGGCUGGACGCGGCCUUCAGAGCCAUGAACUCCAAAGGUCCCGUCUACCUGUUGUUUAGCGUCAACGGCAGUGGUCACUUCUGCGGCGUCGCAGAGAUGCGCUCCCCCGUGGACUACGGCACCAGCGCUGGAGUUUGGGCCCAGGACAAGUGGAAGGGCAAGUUCGACGUGAACUGGUUGUUUGUUAAAGACGUGCCUAACAGCCAGCUGCGUCACAUCCGCCUGGAGAACAACGACAACAAGCCAGUCACCAACUCGCGGGACACUCAGGAGGUUCCUCUGGAAAAGGCCAAGCAGGUGCUCAAGAUCAUCGCCCAAUACAAACACACCACCUCCAUCUUUGAUGACUUUUCCCACUAUGAGAAGAAGCAGGAGGAAGAGGACGUGGUGAAAAAGAGCUAUGAGCCUGUCUCAAUACAGAGUCGGCCCAGAGUUGAUCAGGAUCGUCAGAAGUGAACUGUAGAAGCUGGCCUCUGAAAGGUUGAUCAACACUUUGCUUGGGCGAACAUAAUAAAAUGGCAAUGAGAACACAAACGUAACAAAAAAGAAAGAAAAUAUAAUUGUUUUCUAUUUAUUAACAACUUGGGCCCAUGUUUCCCUUGACUUUGUAACACGUGCAGGGAUGAAACAAAAAGUCACCAUGAGAAGUUAUUUUAAUAACAUCAGUAAACUUUUUUUUUAUCCUCAAAGUUUACUCGGCUAAGUAAAAAAAAAAAAAAAUGAAAUAAACUAUAUAUCUGCACGUCUGACCGACAACAUGCUGCUGAUAUUCAGUGACUGUUCACAUUGUGGUUUGUGUGUUGGAAGAGAUGUUAAGUGCUCGUGUUGGUUAAUCUAAAUGAGUGGAGAACACUGCUCUGUGUGUGUGGCCACUUGUGUUUAUAUCAUCAUCAUCGUUGAUAUCCAAGGAAGAAAAAGUCCAUUUUCCAUUGUAGGAAAUUUUUACUUCAAAGGAAAAUCGAAGGUUUCUGUUUGCAUUGACGUUUAUGUUGGAGGCUGUAGGAAAUUAAACCAUAAAUCUUAACAAAUAUAUCUAUAAGUGAAUCUGCUAUAAGGUUUAGCAUCAUUUUUGGGGGGUAAAGUUUGAGGUAUAAUGAAGCCUUAUAAUUCUGUUCAGCAAAGCGAGAUGGGAAAAACGUUUCAUUUUCAGAGAGAUUCAGGGAAAUAUUUUCUUUGUUUAACCCGAUCUGUUAUUUAAGUAAUGAAACUUACAAUCUAAUUUACAAGUUUAGUAAAAAUUAAUACGUUUAUUUUUUUUUCGAUAUGCUUCUUCGAUUUAAGCCAGAUUUAGUUUUCUUUCUCUUAACAUCAUUUUAAUCUUUAUAGGUUUUCACUCCAUUCUCAGAAGCUUUAAUGUACCAACAUUUCUAACAGAAAUCGCCUCAAAAUGUUAAGCUGUAGCAUUAUUAUUGACCGAUUAUUUGUCAAGUGUAUGGAAACCCAGAGACUAGCCUGUGUGGUAAAUGUUUGUGACUUUUUUUUGUUUUUGUUUUUUGUUUUUUUAAUACUGCUUGCUGUAUUGUGCGUGUGUGCAAGUGUGGCAGAAAGCAGGGGGAAUCAGCUAUACUGUAUAAUGUUAAUGGAUUAUAGAAGAUUUAUGCAAAAAUUUUAUUUCACCCUUGGAUUAAAUAUCUAUUGUAUCAGAGGUCACUAUCACAUUCUUAGAUUUGAUCAUGAUCGUUAUUAAAGAUAUACUUAUAUGUU